This is a messenger RNA of Naumovozyma dairenensis CBS 421, 1065 nucleotides long. It is a transcript of the gene NCA3, whose product is annotated as SUN family protein NCA3. Gene Ontology annotation, biological process: fungal-type cell wall organization. Gene Ontology annotation, cellular component: cell surface; fungal-type cell wall. Bases 1 to 1065 code for a protein of 354 amino acids. The transcript has a single exon. NCBI's taxonomy places the organism in Eukaryota, Fungi, Ascomycota, Saccharomycetes, Saccharomycetales, Saccharomycetaceae. The record is from RefSeq and is a predicted model, not a curated record.
AUGAAAUUCUCUACUUUAUUAACUUCUUCGUCAGUUCUUUUGACUCUGGUCUCUGCUGCUCCAGCUCCAGCUCCUGCUCCUGCUGAAAAUUCUCACCGUAGGGAUUAUCAUCAUGAAGAUCGUCAUAAUGACAAACGUGCCAUUCAAUAUGUCACAGUCACUGAAAAAGCUGGUUCUGCUAAGAAAACAACUCUAAUAUCUCCUUCAAAAUCCACUUCUGUUUCCACUGAAAAAAGUACCGAAUCAUCCUCUAUCGUUGGUGAUUUGGAAUCUUUCGUUGCACCAAGUAAGAAAUUCAAAGAUGGUGAAAUCAAAUGUUCCUCCUUCCCAUCAGGUCAAGGUGUCAUCUCUGUACCAUGGUUAAACCUUAACGGUUGGGCAUCCAUUAUGAACAUGGAUGCUGACAUCUCUACAGAAUGUAAAGAUGGGUACUAUUGUUCUUAUGCUUGUCAAGCUGGUAUGUCUAAAACACAAUGGCCAUCUGAACAACCAAAUGAUGGUAAAGCCGUUGGUGGGUUGAUUUGUAAAGACGGUUAUCUGUAUAGAACUAAUACUGAUUCUGAUUAUUUAUGUCAAUGGGAUGUUGAUUCUGCUCAAGCUGUGAAUAAAUUGGAUAAAGAUAUUGCUCUAUGUAGAACAGAUUAUCCUGGUUCUGAAAAUAUGGUUAUUCCAACUUUAGUGGAAUCUAAUGGUGGUAAGAGUCCAGUUUCAGUGGUUGAUGAAGAUAGUUUCUUCAAAUGGUCUGGUAAAAAGACUUCCAGUCAAUAUUAUGUCAAUAACGCAGGCGUUAGUGUCGAAGAUGGUUGUGUUUGGGGUGAUGAAGAUUCUCAAGUUGGUAAUUGGGCACCAAUUAUCUUUGGGGCUGGUUACACUAAUGAUCAAACUUAUUUAUCUUUGCUACCAAAUCCAAAUACUAACCAAAAGGCUAAUUUUAAUGUCAAGAUUGUUGGUACCGAUGGAUCAGACGUUCAAGGUGAAUGUAUCUAUGAAAAUGGUUCAUUCUCUAGUUCUGAUGGUUGUACAGUUUCUGUUCUUUCAGGAUCAGCUCAAUUCAUUUUCUAUUAG